AUACCACACACAGUCCUGUUCCAAGUUCCAUUCACAAAGUCAUUUCGAAAAAUCGGAAAGAAAACGAAACUGAAACGGCAUGACUGACGUUGCCGGUCAACAUGAAAAUCAAUCAGAGUUAUCGUUUUAAAUGGAAUAAUUAUCAAAACUACCUAUCCAAUGUUGUGCAACAGCUCUUAAAAGAGGAUUGUAUGGUGGAUGUCAUUUUGUCUGCAGCUGGUCAACGUAUUCAUGCGCAUCGUAUUGUAUUAUGCGCAUGUAGCACUUUGUUUCAAGAAGUUCUUAGUCAAGUGACGGAGGAUUACCCAACAAUUAUUCUGAGUGAUAUCUCUCCCGAGGAUAUAAAAUUAAUUAUUGAGUUUAUAUAUCAUGGUGAAGUUCGAGUCCCUGUAGAAAAUAUUAAUAAUUUACUCGAGGCUGCACGAUCAUUAAAAAUAAGUGGACUCGUUAAUAUAGAUGGAUUCGAAGAAAGUGCAACUACUAUAAACAAAAGAAAUUAUAGUAAAGAGAUUGUUACAGAAAUGGAUGAAGUUGAAGAAGAUGUAGUUGAAUCUUUAGAGAAUGAUUUACAGGAUCAACAUAAACAAACCAUUACUGAAAACUGUAUUUCAAAUAAAAAAAAGAAACGUCGUCGCGAGACUGUAAAGAGAGAUUAUAGUGAUGAUAUGUUAACAUCUGCUAUUAAUGACUUGAAAUUAGGACAAACUUUAAUAGAGGCUGCUACUAAACACAAUAUUCCACGUUCAACACUAUAUAUGCGAGCAAAAGCAUUAGGCAUACAUUUAAAUGCAUCAAGGAAUGGAUAUCCCGCAGAAUGUAUGAAUGCAGCAAUCACUGCUGUAAUCAGUGGUUCAAGUUUACAACAUGCAUCAGAAAUGUUCAGAAUUCCUAAAACUGUGUUAUGGAGACGUAUACAAAAAGAAGGUUAUCAAAUUUUACGUCCUGAAAUGAAGAGGACAUAUGCUCUAGACACAAGAGAGGCAGCUGUUAAAGCUUUGGAGAGAGGGGAGAAUCUGACAAAAGUUGCACUAGAAUUUAAAAUACCAAAGACUACAUUGUUUAGAGACAAAGUACGGCUAGUAGAUCAAGGUAAAUUGCCAUUAUCGUUUUGGAAAAAACGCAAAACUGAGAAUGAGGAUUUGAAGAAAUUAAGAUUAGAAGAAGCUGUGGCCGCUUGCAAAGGUGGUAGAAUGUCCCAAGCAGCUGCAUCUAUGGCGUAUCAUAUUCCAAAAACUACGAUAUGGCGAAGGCUUCAACAAGAUGGGAAAAAAAGGGAAAGAUCAUCAAAUAUGAAAAAACAACGAGGAUUAAUUGAUACACCGCAGUAUGAUACUGAGGUCAUUGAUAAAACGCAAGAAGGCUCUGCUUUUAACUAUUGUGAGGUUUCAUCGGAAAUACCUAUAACUUAUAUAGAUGAAAAUAGCAUAUCUGAAGAUUCCGUAAUAAUCUUAACAACAGAAGAAAUAAACGAUCUGAAUUUGGAGGAAGGCAGGCAAAUUAUUGUAAACUCAGAAUCUGGACAAGAGUAUGUUCCAUGUACAAUAAGUAUCGAAGAUGGUUCAAACUAUUCAGAAGCUGAGAGUUAGCAUUUAAAAAAUGUAGAUAACGAAAUUGUCUAAUUAAAACUUCUUAAAUUUUUGCUUUGCAUAUAUUGUACAUAUAUUUUGGAAACUUUUAUUGUAUUAAUAUUAUAUUAUGCUUAUUUUUAUGUAUGUAAGUCUUUUUAUAUAAAGUUGAAAAACAAUAUAUACAUAAAAAAAUUAUCCUCUAAAAAACUAGUUCUAAUAAAG
Messenger RNA from Linepithema humile (Argentine ant), 1790 nucleotides. RefSeq lists its product as uncharacterized. Gene Ontology annotation, molecular function: protein binding; DNA binding. Lineage: Eukaryota; Metazoa; Arthropoda; Insecta; Hymenoptera; Formicidae. The record is from RefSeq and is a predicted model, not a curated record. Gene Ontology annotation, cellular component: nucleus. Gene Ontology annotation, biological process: regulation of transcription by RNA polymerase II.